Phyllopteryx taeniolatus (common seadragon) is the source of this 2970-nucleotide messenger RNA. RefSeq names its product abhydrolase domain containing 18 (gene abhd18). Bases 202 to 1596 code for a protein of 464 amino acids. The record is from RefSeq and is a predicted model, not a curated record. NCBI's taxonomy places the organism in Eukaryota, Metazoa, Chordata, Actinopteri, Syngnathiformes, Syngnathidae. The transcript has 14 exons.
ACGUUGACGUACGACACAGAGGCCAAGAUAGUAACUAUUAAUAUACGACGGAUGACAUCUUAUCUAUCUUUAGGGUUCCUCACAAUCAGUUCGACCAAUAAAUUCACAGCAAAGACAGCACCGUUCGCGCACAGAGUGAGAAGUGGCCUGGAGUGAGCGAACAUUUGCGGGUUUGUGUGUGGAGAUGCCCGCCGCUGGUCCAUGGGUGCGAGUCGACUGGACGCAUUUUACAGAAGGCUGCUCCUCGGCAAACUCUUCAUCGGGGGUUGGGGAAGGCCCGAAGACCUCAAGAGAAUCUUUGAGUUCCGUAAGAUCAUUGCUGACAGAGAGAGAUGCAAGUCUCUGGUGGCCAAGGACUAUCCGGUGCAUAUAAACAAGACAGAGGCGCAAACGGAUUGUUACAUCCAUGACGGUGUCUUCAUUUCACCUCUGGAGCACUUGGUUCCUGGAAUCCUGCCAACUGAGGCUGUGAAAGCAAGGUUCCAGUUUAUAGUUCCUAAAAGAUGGCAAAGCAACAGACCAGUAUGUAUUCACUUGGCUGGCACUGGGGACCAUUUCUUCUGGCGCCGAAGGACCCUGAUGGCCAGGCCCAUGGUCAAAGAAGCAGGAAUGGCUUCCCUGCUUUUGGAGAACCCUUAUUAUGGCUAUCGAAAACCUAAAGACCAGUUACGAUCCUGUCUAAAGAAUGUGUCAGACCUGCUUGUGAUGGGUGGAGCUCUGAUCUUGGAGUCCUCUGUGCUUCUCCAUUGGCUGGAGAGUGAGGGGUACUCACCUGUUGGAAUGACCGGUAUUUCCAUGGGGGGAUAUAUGUCGUCUUUAGCAGCGACUAAUUGGCCGAAGCCGAUCCCUCUGAUUCCCUGCCUGUCGUGGUCCACUGCCUCGAGUGUCUUCACCACGGGUGUGCUAAGUAAAGCAGUGAAUUGGUCGGAGCUGGAGAAGCAAUAUGCCAUUAAUUCAGUGUAUGAAGAAGAGAUCAUUAAGCUGUUGGAGUAUUGUGGGGCUGACUCCUUCAAGAUGGCUCAAGAAUUUGUAAAACCCUCUUCGGGUAGAGGGGAUUCUUUCGACCAUCUACGAGACCCGCCGAGAGGAGACAGAGUGUCAAUGGGCUGCUACUCAAGGGCGGGAGGAAAGGCCGAAAUUGGGCCUGGCCUGUGGAUCGGAGAGGGCGUGGCUGCACCCAAACUGGACACGUUAUUAUCGGUGGACAACACCAAGACGCGUUUAGACCCCUCACCGAGUGGCUUCCAAGCAAACAAAUGGCUGACUGGCAAGAAGGAAGAUUCAGCCAAAAUCUGCCGGCCAUCAUUACACAGCGAGUCGAUAAGCUUCAUGAAGGGAGUGAUGGAUGAGUGUACACACAUGGCCAACUUCUCUGUCCCUGUUGACACCAGUCUGAUCAUCGUGGUGCAGGCCAAAGAAGAUGCCUACAUCCCUCGUGCAGGGGUCCUGAGUCUGCAGGAGAUUUGGCCUGGAUGUGAAGUCCGUUAUCUAAAUGGAGGACAUAUCAGCGCUUAUCUAUUUAAACAGAACGUCUUCAGACAGGCUAUCUAUGAUGCAUUCAACCGAUUCUGCCGGAAGUAUCCCCACCUCCUCUAGCUAUGGCAGUGUUGAUGCCCUUACCCUCCUGUGACAGCAACUUGCACUGUGUGUGUCCGUCCGUGUGCAACUUCUCUCUCAGCCUGUAGAAGGGAAAUGUGAUUGUGCAGCUUAAAAUGUAUUGAGUGAUUUGUUUUGUUUUUGUUUUGUUUUUUGUAAAACACAUUUUGCCAACUGAAAAAAAUUGCUUACAUGGCUGUUUUAAAACAUUUUAUUCUGAAUACACAUGUAAAUGACUGCAUCAUAUUUCUUUUUAUUUACUGUAUUGUUGAUGUGUAACUUGUUCAGCAACUGACAGGAAUGUUUUUUUUUUCCCCCCUACACUUUCUUGUUUAGCCUCAAGCCCAUUUGUAAUCACACCCAUUUAGGAUUAGUAUACCAUUACACCUAAGGUCCGUAUUUGCAAACCAGUCCCAAUAUUUAAUUUUAUUUGAUGUACUUAUUUCCUUUUUUCAUUUUUUUUUUCCCUCAAGUAUUUUAAAUUACAUUUCUAUAAAUCACAUUUUUAAACCAUCACCUUAAGUACAAGCUUUUUUUGAAGUCUGUACUAAAUUUGAGGAAAUACAAAAACAUUCUUCAUCAAGGGUUUGAAUUUGACCCUUACUCAUUUUGAAACAAUAGAAAUUUGAGAAGUCAAAAGCUAUUUUACGACAAUUGAGGGCAUUUGUUUUUUGGUACCAUCCCUAAGUAGAAUACCAUGCUACCUCUUUCGUCUGUUGUUAAAGGCUAAUCUUGUCAUCACGGUAUAAACCGGAAACUACUGUUGUUUGGUACCCUCUGUUAAAGAUUGUGUGUGUUCAAAACAUAGUUGUUCACCCACUUGACUAAAAAUGUGCUGUUCCUGUACAGCAGUUCUCAGUAUAACUGCAGUGUGCCAAUCCUCAUGUUGCCUUAACAUGACUCAUCAUUUCAAAUUGCGAAUUGAAUCUACAGGAACGUGCUAAUGUUUGUUUCGGGAGUGAUGCUGCCUUUGGUGCUGCAGUGGACCAAGCCAACUAUCGAAAGACAUUCAGAUUUAUGACUCACUCAUCCAUUGAGCUACUGGUAGAACUUGUUGUUCAUUAGCAUGUUAUGCACCUGACUGGGGAAAUCACAAAAACAAAUCAUUUGAAUUUAAUCAGCUAAAUUUGUGCACUGCAUGCCUGUUCAUUUUCCGAAUUUGAAAGUGAAUUCAAUUGAAUUUAGAAUUAUCAGUUGAAAUGUGUUACUUUUCUCACUUCGGCUUUGUCACUGGCGAGGAUUGCUUUUGUGCUUCCAGAAGCUUUCAGCUCAUAUAUUAGAGGAUAGCCUUCUGUUGUUUGUCUUUUAUGGAGCCAAGGAAGCAACAGACACAGUUUCUUUCAAUCUUUACAGUAAAUUGACCUUUACAACCUG